This is a messenger RNA of Opisthorchis viverrini, 2008 nucleotides long. RefSeq lists its product as hypothetical. The transcript has 5 exons. The record is from RefSeq and is a predicted model, not a curated record. NCBI's taxonomy places the organism in Eukaryota, Metazoa, Platyhelminthes, Trematoda, Opisthorchiida, Opisthorchiidae. The coding region runs from base 228 to 1826 and encodes 532 amino acids.
UUUUACACAUCAGCAGGCAACGUAAGGUGACACAUAGACACUUAUGAGACCUGAGAAGAACCUACGAAUGUUUUCUUCCUCUUUGAAUGCCAGCGCCAGUUAUAUACUCUCACCACUGAAACAAGAACUCAGUUCCGCAACUGAGAAUGUGCUGCAAUAACUGCGCUGGAGAUCAAUAAGCAACCUGGAGACCGUUCAGAAUUGAGGACCUGUGACAAAAAUAAAUUAUGAUAUCCGUGGCGGAAUACCCAGUCGUAUACCCAAGGAUGUAUGCAAAAGGAGAAGAAAAGGAUCCUCCGGCCAGUUCAAGCAUUUCAUCAUAUGAGGGAAUCAAAGGUGGUGCACUGGACACGUCGGAUUCGGAUGCCGAUAACAAAAGUUUUCAUUAUUCUGCCAAAACUUUGCAGGCGCGUACCCAGCCGAAACAAACAAACGGAAAGCCGACAACCAAUGAGGACGACUGCAGAAUUCAGGAUGAAUCGGUAAUGUGUUGGUUACUAGAGCAGUUUGUUCAAAAUGGAACAGGCAGUGGAAAAACAUGUACGGAUAGAGUGAAACCAAACGCCGAUUCCGAUUCACCUGUUUGCAAAAAAUUCCUCUAUUCAGCUUCCAAUUCCCACUUACCUUUGGGUGGUUCUCCACACGAAACAUCUGGCAGCAACGAAAAACAACAGUGGAUGACGAGCCUCCCGUACUUGAACAAAACCAAACCCGAACAUCAUUUCUCCCGUCUUCCGAAGACAACUCUUGCAGCUGCGGAACACCACCUCCAGAAAGAAAGAAAAUCUAAUCCAAAUACCUCCAUUUUGGCGGUGGACAAAUUGUUUGAUGAAAUUGAGUCACAGAUGGCAACCUUGGAUUCUCAAAACCUGUUGAUUCUGAAACAGCUUCGUAAAGCCGAAGCAAUAAUUUACGACUGCAGGGAAGUUCAGCGAGCUUUUCUCCUCAGCAGCGCGAACCAUGCGCAUUCAGAUAGCCCAUCGAAAAAAUCCGGGACCCAUACCAGCCCGCUACUUUCUCGACCAGGUCUUCCCAAGUUAAGAGGGAAAGACGACGUCACAGCAAAGUAUGUAAACACCGAGAUAUCACAAUCAUCCAACAGGAUGUUUUGCAAUCCGUCCCUUGAGCACCACCGUUCCAAAAAGUUCUGUCAAAGACAGAAUGGUAAUGAAGCUGUGGGACCUGGCUCUAUUGGGAAAGAUUACAAAAGCUUUUGUCCAGAGAUUCCUACGAGACGUUUCUCCGUGUCCUACUACCCAGAACCAGAGGCUUCAACAACCGACAGCUCACCAGAUCCUACCUGUAUCCAGCACGACAGAUAUGCCUGUACUACGGUCUCCAAGGCAUCUAAGCCAGAACGAUCUGAUAGAGCACACAGCCUGUUUCCUGAAUCUGAAAGAGUGACAAAGUUAAAAAUUUUGACGCAGCAUCCUCGGGCCAUUAAUGGUACUUAUCAAGGUGAGCUAGUGUCAAACAGCACGCAAAAUCUGACAAUGAAAGGUCUCGUAACAAUGAUGCGUAGACCAUUUCGCCGAAAAGGAAACACCGCUGCCAUCGAACCAACAAGUGUGGGCGCUCCAAUGACCAACAAAAUGAUAUCAGACACUCGGUGCACCAGUACGGGUGAUGUAAAGAAGACCAGUCUUGGCCAUUACGAAGCAACCAAGGAAGUAAAUGUGAAAAAUGUAAACUAUCAGUAUGUGAACCGCGUACGUUCAAAUGAAGAUUUUAUUCAAGCCUACAACAGUGAAGCCAAUCGCACUACAGCCCAAACAACCACCGGUACACGCCAAACAAACGACGUAUAUACUCGAAGGCUGGUAUGAUGGAAUUUCAGAGACAACAGUUGUUCAUCUGUCAGACACCGCCUUAUAACAUUCACUAUUUGUAUUCGAAUGACCAGCUAAGGUGUGAAUAGACAUUACAACACCUUUUGUAAUGCGUUCACAUUUUCUUCACAAAUAGAGAUCUGCUAAUAAAGAGAAAUUCAACCGCACACUGAUUUUUU